AUGUGGCACACAGGCCUUGUUCCGUCGUCUGUGCCACCGUAUCUGCUGACCGUCGAAGUCUGCGGGCACCCCAUUUCCAUGGAGCUGGACACAGGGGCCAGCGUGUCGGUCAUGGCCGGGAAAGUGUUCAAGCCUACUUUCCCCGACGUGUCCGUCGAGGCUUCGGGCGUGAUGCUGCACAGCUACUCGGGACAGCUCUCCCAGGUCCAGGGGCAGGCCCGGAUCAGCGUUCGCUUUGGUGACAGGGAGGCAACCCUUGCCCUUUAUUUAACCAAGGGGUCGUCACCGACGCUGCUGGGCCGAAACUGGAUUCACGCACUGGGAGUUCUGUUGCCGGAGUACCAAGGGGCCGUCGUACAUGUGGUUAAAGACGUCCCAAGCCUCCUGUCCGAUUUCAAGUCCCUGUUCCAACCGGGGGUGGGCACAUUUGCCGGCACGACGGCUAGCAUUUACGUUCCUGAGGGAGCCCGGCCUCGUUUUUUCAAGCCUCGCCCUCUGCCGUUCGCCCUGAAGGACGGGGUCACCCAGGAGCUGCAACGGUUACAGCGAGAGGGCAUCCUGGUGCCCGUCAAGACGUCUGAGUGGGCCGCUCCCAUAGUUCCAGUCCUCAAACGAGAUGGCAGCGUCAGGAACUGCGGGGAUUUCAAGGUUACCAUCAACCCCGUCGCUACCGUCGAGAAGUACCCGCCGCCCCGGAUUGAAGUUCUCUGGUCAGCAUUGUCCGGGGGACAGAAGUUCACAAAGCUCGACCUCAGAGACGCUUACCACCAGCUGGUGCUCCAGGAUGCCUCCCGGAAGUAUGUCACGAUAUCGACAACUUUGGGGCUCUUCCAGUACACGCGCUUACCGUUUGGCGUGGCCUCAGCCCCGGCCAUUUUUCAGAGGGAGAUGGACAACCUCUUCAGGGGCAUGAGGCACUUGGCGGUGUACUUGGACGACAUCCUGGUUACUGGUACCGACGAUGGGGACCACCUGCAGAACCUGCACAACGUCCUGGCACGAUUGCAGGACGCCGGUCUCAAGCUCAAGCUAGAAAAGUGCGUUUUCCUGGCCCCCAGCGUUGAGUACCUGGGGCACGUCAUUUCCCAGGCUGGCCUGUCCCCAGCCCUCUGCAAAGUUGAUGCUGUGCUCAAGGCGCCAAAGCCCCACAACAAGAAGGAGCUUCAGAGCUACCUCGGCCUCAUCAACUUCUACAGGAGUUUCCUGCCGCCCGAACCUGUCGGCGCGUCUACAGCCCCUCCAUGUUUACUUCGAGAUGGUCAGCAGUGGACCUGGAAGAAGGAGCAGGAAGUGGCAUUCCAGCGCAGCAAGGAGCUAAUCACCAAGGCUCCAGUGCUGGUGCACUUCGAUCCGGACAAGCCUGUCGUCCUUACAGUAGAUGCGUCGCCAUAG
Messenger RNA from Dermacentor silvarum, 1392 nucleotides. RefSeq lists its product as uncharacterized. The transcript has a single exon. The record is from RefSeq and is a predicted model, not a curated record. The coding region runs from base 1 to 1392 and encodes 463 amino acids. NCBI's taxonomy places the organism in Eukaryota, Metazoa, Arthropoda, Arachnida, Ixodida, Ixodidae.